Messenger RNA from Ceratosolen solmsi marchali, 3963 nucleotides. RefSeq lists its product as uncharacterized. NCBI's taxonomy places the organism in Eukaryota, Metazoa, Arthropoda, Insecta, Hymenoptera, Agaonidae. The record is from RefSeq and is a predicted model, not a curated record. The transcript is spliced from 13 exons. Bases 828 to 3815 code for a protein of 995 amino acids.
UUAAUGUUGAGCUACGGUAAGGUGAUCGGCGCACGAGUAAUAAAAUAAAUGCACCUAGUUAUAAAUUUGUCCUAAAAAGAAGGGAAAUUCGGAAUAUAUAUAGCCGAAUUUGCUACGAUUUAGCCAAGAUCUCAAGGCUCGUACCUGAUAGCCAUCUAACUUAAUCCUCGUCUAUUUAUUAAUGACGGCAUAGCAAUGACCACAUAUAAAUACUCAACAUGCAAAUGAUCCAUCCGAGAAAUGGUCAGUGUAUCGGCAAAGAAAGGAUACUUACCUGUUCACCUAGGUACAGAAGAAAGAGAGAUGGAUCUUUUGAACAGUCUAUAAGGCGAUAAUUUUCUCGACACUUUAGCUUCGUCUACCGACCGAGACGGCAUUUGUCCGAAUAAAGUUUUCCUUUUCAUUAGUCUCAAUUAAUUUAUUCGCUAUUGUAUUUAAAAACCUUUAAAAAUUAUAAUUUCACUUUCUUUGGGUGCGAACUCCAAUAUUUCAUUUCCGCUGAAUCUGACAUAUUAGUGGAGCAGAAAAUGUGGUCGAUAAAAUGACGAAUACCGCCUUUAAGUAACGAGUUUAUACUCUUAUUGAAGUUGCUAUUCAAUGAUUAUUAGUUGGGUCGGGUUGCGUUCGUUUAGCUACUUUGCUUUAUUUAGUCUCCUUGUCUGCAUGUUUUCUUUACAUUAUUUUAUUUAAAAAUGCGCUUGGACAAUGUUAAAAACUCAAAUACAUCGAAGAAAGAAAUUAAUAAAUAUAAUAUUAAGAAAUCGGUCAUAGGAGUAAAAUGACAGGGAGUGGCUCGCAUCUAAAUUCAAAGGUCCAUUGAUCAACAUAUGGUUUCUGCCAUGCAAGGUACAAUAAUUACUAAGGCAGUAACAAGUGUUCAUUCUCAAACUUCCACCAUUCAAAACAAUUUUCAAAGUGACGCUGUACAAGACUUGUCAAUAAAUGAUUAUUUGAAGUCGGAAUCGUGCUUAAUAACAAUGCACAAAUCUAAUGUAAUCUCAAUGCAACACGAUCAAGAUUGUUGUUCUUGGUUGUCCGAUUUUAAUAAAGCUAUUUGUCAAUUGACUGCCUGCACAGAUUAUCAACGUUUCAAACAACUUCUCAUAAUUUAUGCAAAAAAUGUAAGCAACGAUGCAGCUGCAUGGAAUUCAAAGCUCUCUAAGUUGGCUGCAUUAAAAAAACAUAUAAGCAAUAGUCUUUUGUACUAUCAUUUUCAUUGGUAUGAUUGUAAAGAGAGAGUUAGCGAUCAUUACUUUUAUUUGCAAAGCAUGUCAGAUAUUUUAUUAAUAUAUGUAAAUUUGGAGUUGAGAUUUUUCAAAAAAAGUUCAGCUUCGGUAAAUAAAUUCACAAAUAUGUUGCUCAAUAUACUUUAUAUAUAUUUAGGUAAUUCAGAAGAGCAUAUUUUUAAAGUCUUGUUGAAAAGUGAACUUGCAACCAAACAUAAUAAUAAAAUUUGCUCGCCAAUUUUCGAAAAAUGUUUUUCUAAUGCCCUUGUCAAUAAGUCACAGCUAACUACCGUCACAUUUGUGCGUUAUGUACUUGCCUUGAAAAUGUGGAAAUUAAUAAGCGAUGAUCAAGAAGAGAUUAAAAAAAUUAAUAAUUUUGCCUUGAAGAUUAUAGGCUCUACAAUGCCUUCGUUAUGUUUUGAUAGCUUAGAUUUUUUUCCUCAGCCCCCCAAAAAAUGUAUCAAUAAAAUAAUCUGGUAUUUACAAACCAAAUCGUUUAAUUUAACAACGACGAUACAAAAUUUUCUGGAGUAUGAGGAAAAUUUACAUGGCUCGAUAAGUUCAAGCGACACAAAUAAAAUUGAGAAGAAUAAAAGUUGUUUUCACUUACAAGUUAAUGAAAACAUUUCAUUGGAAAAUGUAAAUAAAUGUGCAAAACUGCACAAUCAAUAUUUUAAAAUGAAAAAGAAAUUAGAGCCUGGUAAAAUAACUUUCAUUGAUUUAACUGAGGAAGAUGAUCAAAAGAGCGAGGAAAAGACUAUAAAAAUUAAGCAAAAUCUAGAAUGGUUAAAAGUCAUAAAGAAGAAAAAGAACGUUUUAAAAUAUUCAAAAUAUAAUCAUAAAGUAGAAAUUGCUGAUAGCACCGAUAGCUAUGAAAGUCCAGUUAAUAAAGUAGCAUUAAUCAAUUUACCAAUAUCUGAUAACGAAGUUACCGAAUCUUAUAAGUUUGAUAUUGUAGAUUCAAGUUGUGAAAGCUGUGAUAAUACGGGUAACGAUUUAUCCAUUUUAAAUAAUUCUAACGACAUGUUUGAAAAUAGUGAUAUUACCAAAGAUAAGAGAAAUCCCAACAUUGAGACAAACAGAAUUUGCUCAAUUACUAGUGAUCUAUUCGAUGAUUACAUUUGUGAUAUGUUGAUUAAUUCCAGUUUAUUAAACAAUGUAGAAUCAACUCAUUUAUCUGAAACGAAAUUAUUAGCUUCGGAUUUAAGUACCGAUUCUUCAAAAGAAUUUGUACCCACCUUGCUUGAUUUUAAUUUAAAUGGCAUUGAUUCGUUAUCAAAUGAUUUCUCUUACUCAAACAUUGAAGCUAUAGAUCCAUGUCUUACGAGAAAAAAUUUUAAAGAGACAUGCACGUCAAGUGAAAGCGAUAGGCCUUAUAAUUCAUCAUUUCGAAAAGAUACUCUUUUAAUGACAUUCAGAGAUAACAAAAAUCAGCUUUUAACCGAAUUGACUGAUUUUGGAUUAUAUGAAGUUGAUGAUAAGGAUUCGUCAAUUCUUAAUGAUGAAACAUUGAUAACAUCCACUGAUAUAUCCUCCAAUCCAUUUAUUUUAGAAUUAAAUUCCGAUAUUGCCAUAACUGAUUUUUCAAAGUCAUCAUUGUUAGACGAAUACAGUUUUAUUUCUGACGGUAAAGAAUAUCCUUUAUCGUCGAUCGAUAUUAAGCAUUGGAAAAAAAAAAUAUUAAAAACAAGUGGUACAUCAAAGAAAGGUAAAGAGAAGAUAGUAUUACAGGAAAGUCUUAACGAAGAUUUGGAAGGUUUCAAGAUACCGCAAGAAAAAAAGAAGAAUAAAUUGCGACACAGAAGAAAAAGAUCGGCUGCAGCAUUGAAGAUAAAGGAACCCCCAGCACAGAAGAUGAAAAUACCCGAAUUGCUCAUAUUGGAUGAUGAAUCUGAAAGUAUUUCUUGGUUAAAUGAAAGUAAAUUAGAAGAUGACAUACUUAGUACAACAAAUGUACCGGCCAAAGAAUCUAGUGACAAGUUAACUUCGAAGUUCCUAAAGCAGAAAAUUUCUAGUUUUCAAAAUCUUGCCGACUGUAUAAAAAAUAACAACGUUAAUAAAAUAAUUACUCUAUUUGAUUCUGGUAGUUCAAUUUUGAAAAAAUUGACAUCCAAACAAAUGAAACCAUCAUCCAGUCAUUACUUUAUUCGUUUACUCAAUGAAAAAGGAUUUUUAUUGCGUCAUUAUACAGAAGAUAAAGGAGAACUUGAGAGACUAGCGGGAAUUACACCUGAAAAAUGCGUUGCUUUACUAGAAAAAGAUGUUGUGCCAGAAUCACUUUAUUUUCAAGUAAACUAUGAUUUUUCACAAGCUAAUCUUCUAAUUUUUUUCAUCAAUAACUUAUCGUCUAUCUCAAAAUGGCUAAAUGAAAAAUGCCCCAGACUAUUUAUUAUCCAAGAAACGACUGUGGAAAUAGAAAGUAUGUUUAUAGCAGAUUAUUUAAAUCUUAUUCCAAAACCUUCUAAGGAUUUACAAUUUGAUAGCAAUAUAAAACUCGAAGUUAUUCGAGCUGAAACACAUGAUAAAGGUUGUCAGUUACUCGCUGAGAAACUUGGGUGGAGUAAGGAACUGAAGAAAUAUGACAUGUAAAUCAAUGAAAGACGUACGUAUAAAUAAACAAUAGUACAAACUUACUGAUAUAAUGAAACACUCAGUUAAGUGUUCAUUUUGUAAAUAUUAUUAGCAAUAUUAUGAAUUUUUUAUAAUUUCUUUAUUUAUUCGCGAGAUAUAGAUAACA